Molecule: messenger RNA, 2032 nt
Organism: Apus apus (common swift)
Lineage: Eukaryota; Metazoa; Chordata; Aves; Apodiformes; Apodidae
Gene: WDR76
Product: WD repeat domain 76
Exons: 13
Coding region: 1-1788 (595 amino acids)
Biological process (GO): regulation of DNA damage checkpoint
Cellular component (GO): nucleus
Molecular function (GO): protein binding; DNA binding
Source: RefSeq, a predicted model, not a curated record
AUGGCGCUCCCGCAGGCCGCCGCCUCCGAGCCCGAGCAGCCCGAGCAGCCCUCGCCGCGCUCCCUGCAGCGGGUGCAGGAGUCCACCCCGACGCCCCGUCUCCCGCCCCGGGGGUCCCCCCCGCCGGGCCCCGCCGAGCGGCAGCGCAGCCCGGGGCCGGGCGUGCGGCAGGUGCGGGUGCUGCUGACGCCGCUGGCCGGGCCGGGCCGGCUGGCCCAGAAGCGGCUGCGGGGCGGCGGCGCGGAGGGCAGGGCGGCGGGCGGCAAGAGGCUCUGCCUGGAGCCCGGCCCCGGGCAGCCCGCCCCGGGGCCCGCGGGGCGCGGCGGGGACGGCGCCGCGGAUGCGGAGAGCGACGGGAGCGAGGCGGGAGACGCUGCUGCGGAUGGAUACUCACAGUUAUCAGCUUAUGAAAGGAAGAGGCUAAAGAACAUCACAGAAAAUGCUAAAUUCUUUGCUGCUUUAAAGCUGCACGAGUCAGCUGCAAGACUUCACCAAAUUGCAACUAAAAGGCAGUCCCGUGUCACCAAAAGUUCCAGAGCUAAGCCUAAGAAGGCAGAAGAUGAAACAGUGCGUCGGAGAUCGAUGCGCCUGCUGAGAGUGGAGCCCUCGGGAAUUCCAAUGCCGGAGCUGCCUGCCCAGCCAGAAGCAGAGGAAUAUCCUCAGGUUCCAGCUGGACCUUUGCCGAUGGUUCCAGAAGAUCAGGUGGAGAACAGUAAAUUGACAGAGGACUUACUGACAACAUGGAUGAAGAUAAGUGAGAUGAAAGUGGGUGAUGCUGAGAAGCGCACGAGUGACAUGAAGAGAUACCAAGACAGCCUGAGCAGCAUGGUCAUCAGUGAAGAGAAUGUGAAGAAGGUGGUGAAGUACCGGGUGUGUUCCAUGGCCAUCCACCCUUCGGAGAGCGCCAUCCUCGUGGCUGCUGGAGACAAGAUGGGGCAGGUCGGGCUCUGGAACGUGAGCUGUAUGUCUGCAGAAGGAGCCCAGACCUUUGUCCCACACAACCACUCUGUCAGCUGCAUGCAUUUUUCUCCAUCCAAUCCUGCUCACUUGCUGUCCCUCAGCCACGACGUGCUGCGCUGUGGAGAUGUCACCAGGGCCAUCUUUGACGAGAUAUACAGAAGUGAAGAAGAAUUCUCUUCCUUUGACUUCCUGGAAGACAGUGCCUCCACUGCAGUUGUAGGACACUGGAACGGCGACAUCUCCCUUGUGGACAGACGGACCCCGGGGACAUCUUCAGAGCUUUUUGCAGACAUUGGCUUCAAAAGAACCAGGACAGUCCAUGUUCACCCAGUGAACAGGCAGUAUGUCCUUGCUGCUGGCUCAGUGGAUGUUUGUGUCUUUGACAUUCGAUACCUGAAGUCCCAGGGGAACCAGCCUGUGAGCUCUCUGAACGGACACACCAAAAGUGUUGCUUCUGCCUAUUUCUCCCCUGUGACUGGGAGCAGGGUAGUGACAGUGUGUGCUGAUGAUAAGCUGAGGGUCUAUGACACCACCUCUUUGUCACCAACAGUCCCAGUUCUCCGCACUGUCAGACACAACAACAACACGGGACGCUGGUUAACCAGGUUCAGGGCAAUAUGGGACCCUAAGCAGGAGGACUGCUUCGUGGUGGGCAGUAUGGCACGUCCGAGGCAAAUAGAAGUCUUCCAAGACACGGGGAAGUUGUUGCACUCUUUCUAUAACAUUGACUGUCUUGGUUCCGUGUGCUCCAUUAAUGUUCUUCACCCCAGUAGGAACAUUCUAGUGGGUGGCAACUCCAGUGGCCGCCUUCAUGUGUUCAAAGAAUAAAAAAAGGUGGCUUAGAUUUAUUUGGCUUUUUGCAUUACGUUUGUUUAAUCCCUCCUGAGCUGUCCCUGAGCUAACUGCCUUUUCUCAGGGCUGAAGUGUAUUUUUAAAGUUUUAAAAUAAAUCUUCUAAACCACCUUUGACAUUCUCUUAAUUAGAAAAAAAUAUAUAUAUACUCUCAUCCUGCUACGAGAGGCAGUUUGUACCAGAAGAGAUGUUUUUCCCCAAGACUGGAGGAGUUUUUCAA